This is a messenger RNA of Salvelinus namaycush (lake trout), 1002 nucleotides long. Its product is annotated as interleukin-12 subunit beta-like. The coding region runs from base 31 to 1002 and encodes 323 amino acids. The record is from RefSeq and is a predicted model, not a curated record. Lineage: Eukaryota; Metazoa; Chordata; Actinopteri; Salmoniformes; Salmonidae. The transcript has 7 exons. Gene Ontology annotation, molecular function: protein binding.
AGUACUGUUGUUUUUUCUUCUGUCUACCAGAUGAACAUGUUACUACACCAUGUCCUGUAUCUCCUCCUUCAUGUGGCAUCAGGCAGCCAGUAUGGGACAGAGACCAUCGAGACUCUCAUGCCAAAUGUGAAGGUGGUGAAGGUGGAUCUGAGGAGCUUCACUGAGACGCAGGUCCCUCUGCUCUGUGGGGACUCCUAUCAGGACACAGAGGUGAUCUGGAUGAAGGACAGUGAGCGUGAAGGACACGGGAACCAGAUCAAGGUGAAAGUGGAGGAGAUGAUGGGAGCGAACUACAGCUGCCACAACGCUGCUGGAGACUACCUCAACCACACGCUGGUGCUGGUGCAGGACAUACCAUCACCCAACAGAACGAGACGCGUCCUGGAGAAGUCACAUGACACAGAUGAGAAUGAAUACAUAAGAUGUUUGGCAAAAAAUUACAAUGGAACAUUUCAUUGCUUUUGGAAGAAGACCAAGUAUCGGACGUCAGCAGUUGUUGCUCUGGUCCAAGUAGGACAGUUCUCUGGCAGAAACUUCUCCUGCUUCGUUCACAGUGAUGGUGCAGGUUUGACCUGUGAGGACCUGGACAGCUGUUCCUUUGCUGAGGAGGUGUCCCGUAUCGACCUGACCGUCUACUUCAGGAGCAACUACCUCCUAGAGGACUACACCGUUACACCGUUCUACAUACGAGAAAUAGUGAAGACAGACAAGAUCCACAUCACCAAGGUGGAGGGGAACACCUUUCAGUGGGAGUACCCUGCGACGUGGAGCCUCCCACGCUCUUACUAUCCCCUUACAUUCCAGGUCAAAGUGGUCCACGCCAGGGACAGCUGUGACUCUGAAAAACAGGUCCUUCUAAAGGAAACCAAAGAAACAAAGUUAACCGUAGUUCACAGCUCCAAGAAGUAUCGUUUCUGCCUCCGGGCGAAGGAUGAACUGGUUGACUGUCCCUGGUGUCAGUGGACCCAUUAUGAGGUAAAGCAUAAAUAUAAGAAACAUUGA